Molecule: messenger RNA, 1313 nt
Organism: Solanum lycopersicum (tomato)
Lineage: Eukaryota; Viridiplantae; Streptophyta; Magnoliopsida; Solanales; Solanaceae
Product: probable UDP-arabinopyranose mutase 1
Biological process (GO): plant-type cell wall biogenesis; UDP-L-arabinose metabolic process
Cellular component (GO): cytosol; Golgi apparatus
Molecular function (GO): UDP-arabinopyranose mutase activity
Source: RefSeq, a predicted model, not a curated record
UGUCAUGAUACUUGCUAAGUAAAGAGGAACAGAAUACCAUUUGAUAAAAAAGAAGAAGAAUGGCUCCAACUUUGAAUGGUGAGGUAGACAUAGUGAUACCAACCAUAAGAAGCUUGAACUUCUUGGAGAAUUGGAGGCCAUUCUUUGAGCCAUAUCAUUUGAUCAUCAUUCAAGAUGGUGAUCCCACCAAGGAAAUCAAGGUCCCUGAGGGCUUCGAUUACGAGCUCUAUAAUCGCAAUGAUAUCAACAGGAUUCUUGGUCCUAAGGCCAAUUGCAUCUCCUUCAAGGAUGGUGCUUGUCGUUGCUUCGGGUUCUUGGUUUCUAAGAAGAAGUUUAUCUAUACUAUUGAUGAUGAUUGCUUUGUGGCUAAGGAUCCAAGUGGGAAAGAAAUUGAUGCAUUGGCUAAGCAUCUUGAAAAUCUGACAAAACCAUCCACACCCUACUUCUUCAACACUCUGUAUGAUCCAUACAGAGAAGGUGCUGAUUUCGUUCGAGGGUAUCCGUUUAGCUUGAGGGCUGGUGUACCAACUGCUGUCUCUCAUGGACUCUGGCUUAACAUCCCUGAUUACGAUGCCCCCACUCAGCUCGUCAAGCCUCUGGAUCGUAACACCAGGUAUGUGGAUGCUGUGAUGACAAUCCCUAAAGGGACUCUGUAUCCCAUGUGUGCUAUGAACCUUGCCUUUAACAGAGAACUUAUCGGUGCUGCUAUGUACUUUGGGAUUAUGGGUGAUGGACAGCCUCUUGGCAGAUAUGAUGAUAUGUGGGCUGGCUGGUGUACCAAAGUGGUGUGUGAUCAUUUGGGCUAUGGUGUGAAGACAGGGCUGCCAUAUUUAUGGCACAGCAAGGCUAGCAAUCCGUUCGUGAACCUGAAGAAGGAAUACAACGGGCUGUUCUGGCAAGAAGAGAUGAUUCCCUUCUUUCAAUCUGUGAUCUUACCUAAGAAAUGCACCAAUGCUCAAGAAUGCUAUCUCGAGCUCGCUAAGCAGGCCAAGGAAAAGCUUGGUCCAGUUGAUCCAUAUUUCAACAACCUUGCUGAUGCUAUGGUCACCUGGAUUGAGGCCUGGGAAGAAUUCAACGCACCAGCAAAUGUCAAGAACGGGUCUGCUUAGUCGCCUAGUAACAUUUCGUUUCAUGCUUGAAACGAUAUUUCUAUCGUUUUCAUUAAGUUCUGUUUUUAUCAUUUCCUAGCUAGUGACUCAGUGUACUAGAAUAUUGAGUUACCCUUGUCUGCAGCAACAUAUUAAAUAGUUGCAAUAUAUAUGCUUGCUUCUUCUGCUUGCAUAAGAAAUAAAACAUCGCAUUUCCUUUUUUUA